GCUUCAUUUUCUGAUCUGCUUUUGUGCUAAAAUGGAGGCUGGCCUCUCGCCCUAAGUGGAUCGCCUUCCUGGUUGAGGUUUAGAUGUUGACAUGCAAUAAAUCUGGAGACAGGAUGGUUGUGGAUGCACCUAAUUCCAAUGGGCCUUUUCAGCCGGUGGCUCUUAUGCACUUCAGAGAUGUGGCCCCCGCAGAGCAGGAGAAGCUCUUCAUCCAAAAGCUGCGGCAGUGCUGCGUUCUUUUUGACUUCCUGUCCGACCCGCUGAGCGACUUGAAAUGGAAGGAAGUGAAGCGGGCGGCGCUGAGCGAGAUGGUGGAGUACAUCACCCACAACAGGAAUGUCAUCACAGAGCCCAUCUACCCGGAGGUGGUGCACAUGUUUGCGGUGAACAUGUUUAGAACAUUGCCUCCAUCGUCCAACCCCACUGGAGCGGAGUUUGAUCCAGAGGAAGAUGAGCCAACACUUGAAGCUGCGUGGCCACACCUUCAGCUCGUCUAUGAAUUUUUCCUUAGGUUUUUAGAAUCGCCCGACUUUCAGCCCAACAUAGCGAAGAAAUACAUCGACCAGAAAUUUGUUAUGCAGCUCCUAGACCUAUUUGACAGCGAGGAUCCCAGAGAGAGAGAUUUCCUCAAAACAACCCUCCACAGGAUUUAUGGAAAGUUCCUGGGCCUGAGAGCGUACAUCAGAAAACAGAUCAAUAACAUUUUCUAUAGGUUUAUCUAUGAGACAGAGCACCAUAAUGGUAUAGCUGAACUACUGGAAAUACUUGGAAGUAUAAUCAAUGGAUUUGCCUUACCACUAAAGGAAGAGCACAAGAUUUUUCUGUUGAAGGUUUUAUUGCCUCUGCACAAAGUGAAAUCACUCAGUGUCUACCAUCCACAGCUGGCCUACUGCGUGGUGCAGUUUUUGGAAAAGGACAGCACUCUUACUGAGCCGGUGGUAAUGGCUUUACUAAAGUACUGGCCAAAGACUCACAGUCCCAAGGAAGUGAUGUUCCUCAACGAGCUGGAGGAGAUCCUGGACGUCAUCGAGCCCUCUGAGUUUGUUAAAGUGCAGGAGCCUCUCUUCAGACAGUUGGCCAAGUGUGUGUCCAGCCCGCACUUCCAGGUGGCAGAGAGAGCUCUGUACUACUGGAACAACGAGUACAUCAUGAGUCUGAUCAGUGACAACGCAGCAAAGAUUCUGCCCAUAAUGUUCCCUGCUCUGUACCGCAACUCUAAGACCCACUGGAACAAGACCAUCCACGGCCUCAUCUACAAUGCGCUAAAGCUUUUCAUGGAGAUGAAUCAGAAGCUCUUUGAUGACUGCACACAGCAGUUCAGGGCUGAGAAAAACAAAGAGAAGGCAAAGUCAAAAGAACGUGAAGAGGCUUGGAUCAAGAUCGAGAACCUCGCCAAGUCAAAUCCACAGUCCUGUAGCAAUGGAGACGGAGGUCCCUUUGAUAGAAGAUGUUCAGAGGUUAAAAAAGACAGUUGAGGCGGGCGCGACUCAGUUGCAGCAGGACCAGCGGAAAGAGCGGCCUAUGGUGCGACGCAAAUCUGAGUUGCCUCAGGAUAUCUACACCACAAAAGCCUUGGAGUCCCACCGCAGAGCUGAAGACAUGUUGACCACCCAUGAUGGACUCUAGGUCCUGCCACCUGCCGACUCUUUGUUCAACUGCCCCUUUUACCCUCGACGGCCAUGGACAUCCUCUUCGCCCAGGCGCCAGAAUCACACUGGCAAUGCUGGGAUAUCCAUGCCUCCUCCCACCUUCAGUUUACCCAGAAGUCUCAGUUGUCCUUCAUUCCUGCUGCCCCAGUGCAGAAGCCCUGUAUCCUCUUCCCUCAGAUUUCUGCUUUCUCAGGUUUUUUCUUUAUUUGGAGAGGAGUGGGAGAGUGUAUUGUUUGUCUUUUAGCCCUCUCCACAUUGAUUGUGUGCCCCGAUUUAUUUCCCCCAUAGGUUCCUCUUACCUUGCUUUCUCCUUCAUCCCCCUGUGCAUUCACUGUAGAUGUGGAACCUGGGAGUACGAAUGCCACGAAGCUGGUUCCUUCAUUCCAAACACAAUGGAUUGGACGUGGAAACAUAGGAACUGUAUGACUCACUGUCUAAGGAUCGUUUCUUGGUCUCUGCUUGGUUUUCUUUUCUGUCAAACGGAACAAAAUCAGAACCUGUUGGUCAGAUGAAAGACUUUCCUGUCAUCCGUUAUAUGUUUUCUUAAUUUUUUUUUGCUAAAUCUUAACGGACAUCUUGUCAGUGCCAAGACUGUUGUGUUCCGUAUGUUUGUUUGUUUUCAUGUUUUGAUCUGUGACUUCAACAAGGACACCUGCCUUUGUUUUUGGUCACUGGUGUUUGACAGUUUUUGUUGUUUUGUUUAGCACACCAGACCAAACUGAGACUCGUCCUUAGCCUUGCAAUGUCCAGGAAAGGUGGCGAGGAAAGAGGAAGGUGUCCUGUGGACAUCAGACACUUUCCAUUUUAUUGUUUUGUGCCAUAUGCAACUCUUUUAUAUGCUUGCUCUCCUUAAGUUCAUUGGCAAUAUUUGAAAACCAGACCAUAGUAAUGAUGCGGCAGUUCAAACAAUGGUACUUACUGUAUAUAAGGACGAACCUGAGUAAAAGCUGUUGGUAUUUGCAGUAGCAAAGAUCCAGGGCUUGGAUGAAGCACGGUUUUGCACUCAGUUGCGUAUACGGGCUGCAUCCUGAAUAAAAAGAAGAAAGCGCAGCUGUGAGGUGUUCAUGGUGACUGGUGGGUUUUAUAUUUAUAUAAAAAUAAAUAGGGAUGAUUAUCUUUGUAAAGGAAAUAUAUUGAGAGAUUAGUUUUGUUGAAUGUGAGUGGAGGAACAGAUCUGUACCAUCCCAACACCUAAAAACUCUACCUACUAAUGGACUUUUAACUAAGUUAUGACCUUUGCUAAUUUUUUGUUUUCUUUUUAAAGAGCAGUGAGGUGUACUGGCAGUGUCUGCUAUAAAUAUUUGAAUGUCCUCUAAUUAAAAAUGGAAAUUAAUUUAUUAUCAAAUUUAGGCGCUGGUAACCUCAGUAGCUAUUAGCUUACUGACAUUAAAUGAUUAACACACAAAUGACUUCUGAACAAUAUGUGGCAUGUUUGUGGUGCUACCAUUCCUAAUUUGAGCGGUUAGCUUUCUCAGUGAGGAAGCAGUUGGAAAAUAUCUUCCAGUCGGUACCAUUGUUUAAACUAAGGAGGUCUGCUAGAUUUCUUCAUAUUUGAUGUGUUGUAUUUCUUUGUCUUGUCUCUGGAGGUUAAGUAGUGUGGAUGUCAGGUUUUUAGUUCUCGUUUGUCCUGGUCACUCAGGACGCCCAACGUGGAAACAGACUGGUAUCAAAUGGCCACAAAAAUGCCAGAUGCUGAUAAUAAACUGACAUUGUGACUUGGCUUGUUAACUGUAUUAAUACUGUAUUUGCUUGAAUGCAAAAAGAUGUAAAUUAAAAACUACCAUGUUAAACAUGUACCUUUUACCCUGGAGGAAUGCCAUUCACCAAACGGAUUUCUGUUGUCGAGUUCAUUGCAUUUAUGAAACAAUCCGGCUCGCCGGGAGAGAUGUUUUAUAGAUUUUAUGAGUUUGAGUCAAGAGAUGUUUAUUUUAGUGCUGAAAAAAACAAGUCGUCCGUGAUAACGAGAUGAUUUAAAAAUGAUUCGGUGGCUUGUUCUCUUUCUGCAGGGUUUUAGCAGAUCUUUUAAUUUCACAUUAUUUCCAAAACAUGAUAACUUAAAGUGUCCUUUUGUAUGUGACCUGUACUAUAUGAUUCAUUUAAUAUUGUAUAUAUGAUUUACCUUGUUUCAUGUAGUGUUAUAUAUCUAGAUUAAUUUUGUACAAAUUGUCCCUCUGUACAGAAUAAAACAUCAAUAGCAAGUGAAAGAAGUCAAUCUGGCACAUACCGUCUUAUUUCUCCUGUUUUGGAUGUACUUUCAUUGUCACAAGGAGUUAGAAAACGUUCUUAUUUUUUAUGAAAAUCCGCAAAGUUUCCUCCCUCCUCUAUAUAACUGACAAAUGUUCAUGUCCGUUGUGUGCUCCUAUCACUGUCUUUAGUGGUGUACAACUAUAUAGGAUGAAUAAAGAGAUUAUUUGAAUAUA
Messenger RNA from Cyclopterus lumpus (lumpfish), 4069 nucleotides. RefSeq names its product protein phosphatase 2, regulatory subunit B', gamma a (gene ppp2r5ca). Gene Ontology annotation, biological process: protein dephosphorylation; signal transduction. The record is from RefSeq and is a predicted model, not a curated record. The coding region runs from base 84 to 1475 and encodes 463 amino acids. Gene Ontology annotation, cellular component: nucleus; cytosol; protein phosphatase type 2A complex. The transcript has 14 exons. NCBI's taxonomy places the organism in Eukaryota, Metazoa, Chordata, Actinopteri, Perciformes, Cyclopteridae. Gene Ontology annotation, molecular function: protein phosphatase activator activity.